Molecule: messenger RNA, 5181 nt
Organism: Salvelinus fontinalis (brook trout)
Lineage: Eukaryota; Metazoa; Chordata; Actinopteri; Salmoniformes; Salmonidae
Product: kinesin light chain 1
Exons: 16
Coding region: 480-2408 (642 amino acids)
Biological process (GO): axo-dendritic transport
Cellular component (GO): membrane-bounded organelle; cytoplasm; kinesin complex
Molecular function (GO): kinesin binding
Source: RefSeq, a predicted model, not a curated record
AUCAUGAUCAAGGAAGGGAGCUGGUUCGCGAGGAAGGCAACGCCAUUUUCGCACAGCGUUAGUCCAACUAAAUUCGUCUCUAGAGAUGUUAGACCUAGCUGGGUAGUUACAUGAAAUGAAAAGUAGCUCGUGUAUUUAGCUAACUUGAAAGAUCAUGUAACACAGGCGAAUAUAUGUCAUUUUUGUUUCGCAAUCUCUUGACGUACUUUGGUAUGUAGUCACCGAUGAUGCAGCGAUAAGCAAUCAAAUUCGCGGCGUGACAACUAGGUUAAAGUUAGCUAGCUAAACUGCAUUGGUUUAGGUAUCUCCGGUCAGUAAGGAAAAAAAGCGCAAGAUAUUAAAUAGUUCGCUAGGUUAGCUGAGCUAAGUUUAUAAACGGUUAAUAUUUUGGUCUUUGAGGUAUACAACAUUUCAGUUUUGAUUCAGAUUUAAGUCGGACUAACACUUUACUUGGGGACAACGGAUGUUCAAUAGAACGGAUGCGUGAGAACAUGUCCACCAUGGUGUGUUUGAAGGAGGAGGAAGAUCCUGGGGAGAAGCUGUCCCAGGAUGAGAUCAUCUCCAGGACCAAGCAGGUGAUCCAGGGCCUGGAGGCUCUGAAGCAGGAGCACAACUCUAUCUUGGAGGGCUUGCUGGGCACGCUGCGCUGCCUGAAGCAGGAAGACCAGGGUGUCCUGGUGGAGGAGAAGUCCCUCAUGAUCCGCAAGUCCCUGGAGAUGCUGGAGCUGGGCCUGAGCGAGGCACAGGUGAUGAUGGCGCUGUCGGGCCACCUGAGCUCUGUGGAGUCGGAGAAGCAGAAGCUGCGGGCACAGGUUCGUCGGCUGUGCCAGGAGAACCAGUGGCUGAGGGACGAACUGGCGGGCACCCAGCAGAAGCUGCAGAAGAGUGAGCAGAGCGUGGCUCAGCUGGAGGAGGAGAAGAAACACCUGGAGUUCAUGAACCAGCUCAAGAAGUACGACGAGGACCUGUCGCCAUCGGAGGAGAAGGACUCUGACUCCAGUAAAGAGAAUCUGGAUGAUCUGUUCCCAGAUGACCAGGAUGACCAACCUCCUGGCAUCCAGCAGCCCCACGGUAGUGCAGCAGCAGCAGCAGCCCAGCAGGGAGGCUAUGAGAUCCCGGCCCGCCUCAGGACCCUUCACAACCUGGUGAUCCAGUACGCCUCUCAGGGCCGCUACGAGGUGGCCGUGCCCCUCUGCAAACAGGCCCUGGAGGACCUGGAGAAGACCUCCGGACACAACCACCCAGACGUGGCCACCAUGCUCAACAUCCUGGCCCUGGUCUACAGGGACCAGAAUAAAUACAAAGAGGCAGCCAACCUGCUGAACGACGCUCUGGCCAUCAGGGAGAAGACUCUGGGCAGGGACCAUCCAGCGGUGGCUGCUACACUUAACAACCUGGCUGUGCUCUACGGGAAACGGGGGAAGUACAAGGAAGCGGAGCCCCUUUGCAAGCGGGCUCUGGAGAUCCGGGAGAAGGUUCUGGGUAAGGACCACCCAGACGUUGCCAAGCAGCUGAACAACCUUGCCCUGCUGUGUCAGAACCAGGGCAAGUACGAGGAGGUGGAGUACUACUACCAGCGGGCCCUGGAGAUCUACCAGACCAAACUGGGCCCUGACGACCCCAACGUGGCCAAGACCAAGAACAACCUGGCGUCCUGUUACCUGAAGCAGGGGAAGUUCAAGCAGGCUGAAACUCUGUACAAAGAGAUCCUUACCCGUGCACAUGAGAGGGAGUUUGGCUCUGUAGACGAUGAGAACAAACCCAUUUGGAUGCAUGCUGAGGAGAGAGAGGAACAGAGCAAGGGAAAGCAGCAGGACGGCUCCCUGUUUGGAGAGUAUGGAGGCUGGUACAAGGCCUGUAAAGUAGACAGCCCCACAGUAACCACCACCCUGAAGAAUCUGGGCGCCCUCUACAGGCGGCAGGGUAAAUUUGAGGCGGCAGAGACACUGGAGGAAGCAGCUAAGCGCUCCAGAAAACAGGGUCUGGACACAGUGCACAAGCAGCGUGUGGCGGAUGUUCUGAGCGAGCCGGAGGAGCGGGAGAAGCAGCGGAGUCGUGAGAGUCUGACCUCUGACACCACGGUCAAGUACGAGAGCGGCCCGGACGGGGGCGAGGAAGUGAGUAUGAGUGUGGAGUGGAACGGGGACGGUUCUGGUUCUCUGAAGCGGAGCGGCUCCUUCAGUAAACUCCGUGCCUCUAUUCGCCGCAGCAGCGAGAAACUGGUCCGCAAGCUGAAGGGCGGUGGCUCACAGGAGAGCGAGCCCAAAAACCCUGGCAUGAAGCGAGCCAGUUCACUAGGUGUUCUAAACGUGGUGGACAAUGCUGCCGGAGACCUCUACCAAGAGCAAAAUAAUAAUCUGACAAGGAGUCGUGACCUGAGUGCCAGCCACAAUGACCUGGCACAUUGAAAGUUAGAACUGAGUGGAGAGGUGAGAGGUCAUGGGAUCAGUCUCCUGAACCCCCCACCCCCAACCUUCAGAUCCUGCCUCUGCCUGUGAGCUGUCCAUCUCCAAUAUAAUCAUGUACAUAGCUGACUAACCGUUACACCCCCCCAGGUUAAACCAAACAAACCCUUCCUAAACCAUACACAACCGUCCAUCUGCUCACUACAGCACGUAGGUUUAAAAAUCUCAUUGCACUUUGAUAUAGUCGCUGGUUUUCUUAGAGGGUUUUUAUAAAAAUGUUUUCCCUUAAUAUCAAAAUAUAUUUUUGCAACAUGAGAUUAGUUAUAAUGAAGGACAAGUGUAUAAUGCUAUGUCAAAUGUGAGUGGAUGUAAGUGUGCACCUAUAUUUUUGUGAUUGAUUGAGUGCUCAUGAGAGAGAACAUUCAUUUUUAUUUUCUGUGUGGUUGCUUUUUUCUACCUUUCCUCAACAGAUCUAAAGAAUAACUUAGAUAAUUUGGUUAUCACUUUAAUGGAAUAGGUGAGCAGUUCAGGAGGUCGCAAUAGAGUAUCUCAUUCCCCCUUUACGUCCAAAUUGAUGUCCUGUGUGUUUUUAUUGAAGUGAUAGCUGUGCUUAUAUGAAGUUUAAUGUUUACAUUUGGGUUGUGUAAAUUGUUUUAUUGUAUUUCCUACGCUGCUCUGGGGGAAUCUUUUGUUUCUUGGCAUCAGAGUUCUAGAAACUGAUAGUUCUGCCUCUUUUUAUAGUGAUAUUACUUACUGCAAUUGAAAAAACUGCUCCAUGUAUAUGAAGUUAUGAGGCAGGAGCGUUGUGUUGGCACAUGAAGUAUAUCUUGUCGAUUUCUCAGGAUUGUCACAGAACAGAAGAUCGCUAGCCAGGCUAGUUUUGAUAUUAUACACAAGAUAUUUAACACCAACCUGUUAACGGUCAAAGGCAAUUUCCAGUAAUAGGUGAAUAACAUUGUUACAAUCUAGAGUAGAAACAUUGUUUAACAAUUUGUACCAGUCUGUUUCUGGAUGUUGAAUGAUGAAUUAAGAGUAAGACUGUGUAUAAAGAGUGAAAUCAAUCUUAAAGAACUUGUACUUUAUGAAUAUCCAACCAAAAAGUGAUUGCAGGUCUGUCACCACCCCAUUUGCAUCGUUUUACUUUGUUCUCAAAACUUUCUGGAGCAUGCUUUGUUUUGGUUCACAGACAUCACCCUACUGACCCGACAUGGGUUUGGAUUGCUUGUUUGGUGGACUGUGUUGAUGGGGAUGUGUGAUAUCGUUCUCUUAUGUAAGGAAGGUGACUUACAUUUGACUUUAGAAAGCAUAGGAUCAGGGUCGGCCCCAGUCCUUCACCAGGAACAGCACUAGUGAGGGUUAAAGGGAAAACACCGGUUAGACUUACCAAGGAACAGGACUUAUUUUAAUGAUGAACAAGCUAGCUGUCAUGAGCAGAGUGAACCAUGGAGUAGUGAGUAAUUUGCUUAGUAAAUACCAGAAAUUGUUUGAGCAUUUCAAGCAGAGGUAGGUCUGUGGUAUAGUUAACUGCAUACUGCAGUUUGUAAAAAAUAGAAAAAAUAUUUAGUGGCUCAUGCAGUAACAGGCAUCGGCUUUUCUAUGCAGAAUGGUAUGGUAAUGGUAAUUUGAAAAACGUAACUUUUACUUGUGUAACACACAACGAAGCAUGUGAUUAACUUGUGCAAGCUUUUAGCCUUACCUUAUGUAUAUAUUAGAUCAUACUCUUAUAACAUUGUGCUCGUCAGGAUAGAAUAUACAAAUGCAAGGAACUUUGACAUAAGCACAAACCUGUAAGCUAAGUAUGUGUUGGAUGCUCCCAUUUGACUGUUGAUCAGUUUGUAUGUCAAUCAUCAACCUGCUUUAUUUGUGUUUUCUCCAUUGUGUGUUCGCUCAGAGUUGCUGGUAAGCUACUACAGUGUCCAACUGAUUAGAAAGGCACAUCAAUUCAUAGGGCUGGACAUUGAAUUAUUGAGGACAAAAUGUAUGCUUUUAUAUCAGAAGCAUUAAUUCAAGUAUACUGUGUUGAGAGAAAAGAGGACCCUAUUUCUGAAAUGUAAUCACCCCCUGCCUCUGUGUUUAUGAUCAUAUUUUUACAAACUUAAAUGAUCAUGAAAUCCCUCAAAUGCCUGGCAAGAUAUUCUUUGUUCUUCAAAGUAUUGAUCCUGAAGUAUUUUGUUUUACUGGCAAAACAGUAAUGAUAAAGUGAAUGUAUGAAUCCUAUUCUUAAACUCAAAGACCGUUGUGGUUAAUUAUUUGAAAUUAGUAAUCCUAUGAGCAGUGGUACUCUGAGUCACUGUUGAGGUGAUGCACAUAUUCCUAUGGAGAAGGGCAACAAGCCCUGAACAAAUUAGUUUUGCAUGGCCAGGUGCCCCCGGUUGAUCCUUUUAGACCAUUCCAUUGGUUCUUAAGGGAAAUCUCAACCCACCUGGUGCAACAAGCCAUGCAAAGCGAACUCCACCAGUGAAACACUGUUGGGAAAUCUUCAUGAUGACAUCACCAUAUUGUUAGUGGGUCUUAACAGUCAAUGCACCAGCCUCUCUACUGUCCAUCUGUUCCUUUGUUUUUGAAAGUGCAAUUUUUGUUUGGGGUUGUCCUGGAGUGUGUAUGUGUGGGGAUGUCCUGGGCUGCACUGAUGAUAGGAUCAAACAAUUGGUAACUGCCCAAACUCCCAGCCUCUCUCCUUUAGGCUGCCUGCUGUGCUGGCUGGAUCAGGCCAUAAACAGUGGUGAAGUGUUUGCCCUUCAAAAAUAUAUUGUAUGAAUAAAAUAAUACAAAUGUU